AUGAGUGCUGAGAAAAGGCAAACUUGUUAUUUCCCUGCCUUCGUCCUGCUUUUGUGGUUUAUGACUCUGGGAGAGGCAAGGAAGUCAUUUCUCAGUGUUCUGAAUAGAGCAAAGACUGAAAAACUAUUUUUCACAAAGAAUGAAGAAAUGGUCAUCAGAAGAUCAAGUUAGGCUAAGUGGCCAGACUCCAGCCAUCUCUUUUUGCAAUUAGAUGAUCUUAAACUGCUUCAAGUGGUGACUGUGACAAAAACCUUGACAGGUGAAGAUGGAGACACAAAUUUGAACAUUCAACUAUGGGAUUCUGAAGGUAGGCAAGAAAGACUCAUUCAAGAGGUAAUGUUAAAGUCAAAGUGCCUAAACAAAGCAAAGAUGGUCUUCAAGGCAUUAAUGCGUAUUGAUUGAAAUACCCUAGUGCUUAUUCUACCAACUGCUUUUGGUUGCAAUAUUGAAUUGCAGAUGUUUCAAACAGUAUGAAAGACUCCUUUGCCAGUAAUUCUUGGCAAAUUGGGGCAAUUACACAAUUUUUUUCUUAGGCCAUUUUAUGGAUUUCUUUGGACACAGAAUUUGGUAUUAUAAGAGGCACAAAUAGGGUUUGGAUUUGUAAUGACCUACACAUGCCCAGGAGGAGUGGGGUCUAUUUCUUUGUUCUGCUUCUAGAUGGAGAUCUCAUUUUUUGCCAUUUUGACAACUUCAACAUUUUUGGCCCUGAUGAUACUUGCCAAUUCUUAUAUAUAUAGUAGGCUAUUAGGAUUAUCAAGUACAUUUCAUGUUGCUGUUUCUAAAAUUGUAUUCAUACUCCUUUUCAUCAUUCCAACAUCAGUUGGAAUAGUCCUCAAGUGUAGCAUACCUGAAAAAGCAAACUUCCUGGAGGGAAUAAUUAGACCGAGUUUUAUUUUAAUGUUUGUAGGGAUUUAUUUGACGUUCAGAAUGUUUCUAGAUAACCUAGAGGAGCUUUCAUGGGAUGUCUUAGUUCCUGCUUUGGGUUUGUUAUUUGGGUACAACUUUGUUAAAAUUUUUGUGCUGCCUGUUCUUGUUUGUAAAAUUGUUGCUAUUGAAAGUGGGACCAGUUUCUUAGCUCUGCCAUUAUUCAAUUCUUUUUCACAGUCCAAGGCCGACUUAGCUUCUGUGGCUCCUUUUAUAGUGGCCAUGUAUUCUGGAUGUGAAAUGUUACUGAUCUUUCUGCUUUACAAGGCUAAGAAAAGAUGUAUUCUUAUCAUAGAAGAUAAAAGGAAAAGGAAAUCCCCUGGCCAAACUGCAUUACUGAAUUCCCACUCUGAAUGAGGUACUGUGGGAGAUUCAAAGAAUAUCAAAAAAUGAUGCCUGUUUUCAGUUCACUACAGACCAUUAAUGUACAGAAAUUCAGAGGAAGGUGCCCAUUUUUCAAACAUGUUUGGAAAUGUUUUAGAGAACUGGAUUUGAAUAGGACACUUUAUUGUCUCUUAAACGGGGAAGGGCAAUAAGAAAAUAUUCCUUCUGUAGUGAUUGUGCUAUAUCCCAAGUAUUUAUGGAAGGGAUCUCCAUAGAAUAGGCAGACAGUAAAUGCUCACACAGUGAAUGAAUAUAUAAAUUCCUAUCUGGGUCUCUCAUUGGCUCAUCAGAAUCAGUAGGUCUUAAAUGUAGCACCUCUGCUGUCAUAACUGUACUUAUCUGGUCUUGCACAUCUCCCACUCAAGACAUUACCAUUCACCCUGAAACACAGGGUCAUCUCUUCCUCUUCUCCUUUCUUCCUUCAUUCUUUC
Messenger RNA from Leopardus geoffroyi (Geoffroy's cat), 1739 nucleotides. RefSeq names its product solute carrier family 10 member 5 (gene SLC10A5). Gene Ontology annotation, molecular function: bile acid:sodium symporter activity. Gene Ontology annotation, cellular component: membrane. The record is from RefSeq and is a predicted model, not a curated record. Gene Ontology annotation, biological process: bile acid and bile salt transport. NCBI's taxonomy places the organism in Eukaryota, Metazoa, Chordata, Mammalia, Carnivora, Felidae.